GUUAGACGUUAUGGACAAGAUAAUUAGGCCAGUUUUCACUUUAGAAUUGAAUUACAAAAUUGUACCUGGCCUCACGACUAUUGGGAAAUACGAUGGAACGCAUCCGUGUCUGACUGCCGCCACCACAGCAGACAAGAUCUUGAUUCACAGUCCGCAUAGGAAGAGCGCGAUUGUAACUGGAAGAGUGGUCUGGUCGGAGAGCAACCGUGAAAUAGCCACACUCAAUAUAAAUCAAUCAAUAACGGCUUUGGCUGCUGGACCGCUAAUCCCGCAGGACGAUAAGGAUAUCUUAAUCGUCGGAACCCCGACGCACAUUUUAGCUUAUCACGUUCACGACAACAGAGAUAUUUUCUAUAAGGAAUGUCCGGAUGGUGUGAGGGCUCUAACUGUUGGCCUCUUCCACGACUCGAAGAGUCCCAUGGUCUUGUCAGGUGGUAACUCUACUGUUCAUGGGUACGACGCCGUGGGCAACGAGCUGUUCUGGCUUGCGAUCGGAGAUGCCGUUACAUCAUUGAUACUACAUGACUACAACAAAGAUCAAACGAACGAACUCAUUGUAAGUUCCGAGGAUUAUAACAUCAGAGUGUAUAAAGGUGAUCGUUUGUUGGCGGAGCAAACUGAAACGGAGGUGGUUACAGGACUUGCAGCACUACCUGACAACAGGUUCGCAUAUUCUGUUUCUAAUGGAACUGUCGGUGUCUACGAGCAGGACAUCAGAUUGUGGAGAGUCAAGUCUAAAAACUUCGCAAUUUCACUCUUUAGCUACGAUUUGCUAGGCCAAGGACAUUCACAGUUAAUCACCGGUUGGUCAAAUGGUAAAGUGGACUGCAGGUCGAUCAAAACUGGGGAAGUACUGUUUAAAGAUACGCUAGGACACGGAUGCGCCGGUAUCGUUGAAGGCGAUUACAGAUCGAUCGGAAAAGCCGAUCUGAUCUGCACUUCGAGCGAAGGAGAAGUACGUGGAUACACGACUACAAAAUCGUUAUCAACUACUCCAAGCUCAGGAUUGGAGCAGGACACAGUUCGAGACUUGUUGGCACAGAAGCAAGCGUUGCUUUUGGAAUUAAAACAUUACGAAAAUAAUUCCAAAGUUAACGAAGAAUUCGAUAGGAGGGAAGACAAUUUAGAGAGCAAUGGAGUUAUACCGGCAAAUACGCGUCUACAGAUCGCUAUAUCUGCGAACGACAACCCAAAAACUAAGAAUCAUGUCGAAAUAUUUAUAUUAACCAAUAACAAUACGGUAAUAAAAGCUGUAAUUGUAUUUGCCGAAGGAAUUUUCAAGGGCGAAACCCAUGUAGUCCAUCCUCAACAAUCUAAGCUGUCAACUGAACUUAGCGUACAGCUUUAUCCGCCUAAAGAUAAUCCAGUUGAUAUACAUAUCAAGGCUUUAGUUGGGUAUUCUGGUAGUAAUCAGUUUCACGUCUUCGAAAUAACCCGUCAAUUACCUAGGUUCUCGAUGUAUGCUCUCUGCGAAACCAAAGGCGCGCAGUGUGAUAGUUUCGUGGAGUUACGUAUAAGCGAACGUCUGCAGAGGAUGUGCAUGUGGAUCAAUCAGAAUUUUCUGUUGGCGCACGACAUCGAAUUCGAAACUGGGCCUGAACUGAAGAUCUGCUUAAAGUGCUUACGAGAUGACAGCUACCUGUCGCUUCUCUUUGACAUUUCCGGUCGCGUUGUCAUAAAAACGGAAAACAUUUCCUUAGCAGCUGAUCUUGUCCAGUCCUUGGCCAACUUCAAUAAUUUGGAAUCUUUGGAGACUAAAGUAAAUCUACCAAAAGAGGAAGAGAAGAUUCGUAUUUAUAUGGAGAAGCUGACGCAGAUCCAAGAAGCCCGAAUGAGAUUAGGAACCGAUGUCGCUGAUAGGUUAGGUCAGAUCCGUGGGUUGAUAGUCCGAGCCGAAGACAGCAGAGUUAAUUGCCUGAGCGAAAUGCCAAAGUAUUAUAAUGAACUCAAAGCCUUGAAUUCGGAGCUGACCAACGGAUACAACAUCCGCUUGGCCAAUUUCAACGAAGGACAGGAAACAAUGAAAAACAUCAAUUUCAUUCUACAGAAAGCGACGAGAUUAAGAGCUGGAGCUAAAUCCUCGAAAAUGAUCGGAUAUUGCCGGACUGCUAUUAAAAACAACAACAUCGACGGAUUGAUUAAGAUAAUCAGGACGGGGGAAUUGUGAAUGGAAUGGAAUCGUUUAAAAAUAAUAUAAUGUAUUUUACAAAAAAAAAAUCAACAAAAUAAAAUUAACUUAU
This is a messenger RNA of Nicrophorus vespilloides, 2240 nucleotides long. Its product is annotated as Bardet-Biedl syndrome 2 protein-like. The transcript is spliced from 11 exons. The coding region runs from base 11 to 2167 and encodes 718 amino acids. Gene Ontology annotation, cellular component: membrane; motile cilium; BBSome. Gene Ontology annotation, molecular function: protein binding. The record is from RefSeq and is a predicted model, not a curated record. Gene Ontology annotation, biological process: non-motile cilium assembly. Lineage: Eukaryota; Metazoa; Arthropoda; Insecta; Coleoptera; Silphidae.